Molecule: messenger RNA, 624 nt
Organism: Lymnaea stagnalis (great pond snail)
Lineage: Eukaryota; Metazoa; Mollusca; Gastropoda; Lymnaeidae
Source: the annotation of a GenBank genome assembly
UCGACCGGAAUGCGGUGGGCCAUCAAACGUCUGCUGGCCAGGAAGGACAUCGCCCAGGACGAGAACUUCCAGUCCGAGGUCCGAGCCCUGAUGGCGCUUGACCACGACAACAUCGUCCAUCUGAGCGAGGUCAUGAUGUGUCCGAAACUCGCCUGCCUCGUGAUGGAGCUGGCGCCCAUGGGGAGCCUUGAAAUUCUGGCAGCGCGAGCCAGAGAAAAAAUCGGGACUACUUUCAUACAGACGUCAUUCCGACAGCUCCUGUCCGCCGUGGAGUAUUGCCACGGUUUAGAGAUUGCUCACAGGGACAUCAACCCGAGUAAUGUGCUCGUCUUCAGUGAAACUCUGGUCAAACUCGCGGACUUCGGGUUGUGCUUCCGUUGUUCUGAUGUCGUCAACGGCAACGUCAUCUUGUGUUCGGAUUAUCUGGGCCAGGACGCAUACCUGGCACCGGAAGUCAAGGCCCUGCAGCCGUACUCAGCCAAACCGGCAGACGUGUGGAGUAUCGGAUGUGUCCUCUACUUCCUGGCCACCAUCACCAGCCCGCCCGGCAACGCCAACGACUUGUUGGUCAAGAUAAGUCAAGUAGAAUCCAGUGACGCUCUUCCCUCUGGUAACAACUACAGA